This is a messenger RNA of Carassius gibelio (silver crucian carp), 7649 nucleotides long. Its product is annotated as diacylglycerol kinase zeta. Gene Ontology annotation, molecular function: ATP-dependent diacylglycerol kinase activity; protein binding. Lineage: Eukaryota; Metazoa; Chordata; Actinopteri; Cypriniformes; Cyprinidae. Gene Ontology annotation, cellular component: nucleus. The transcript is spliced from 36 exons. The record is from RefSeq and is a predicted model, not a curated record. Gene Ontology annotation, biological process: regulation of synaptic transmission, glutamatergic; lipid phosphorylation; intracellular signal transduction. The coding region runs from base 241 to 4044 and encodes 1267 amino acids.
CUCCCUCUCUCUUAGGACAGACUGCAUGCUCUCUCUUUCCCCUUCCCCAGUCAACCUUCUUUCUGUCUCCAUUCUCCUGUUUUCUCUCUCUCACUCUCUCCCCCUCUCUCUUUUGCUUUCUCUAAAAGUUAUCUGGUGUGGAAUGGAGAAGACGUUUGGAUGAUUUUGACUCAGCCAUCAGCAUCCUCUGAGGAAGACAUCAGUCGUGGCGUAUAGCAUCUUCUCUUAUCACCGAGUCCAAUGGAUGCAUUGUUUGGCCUGCGUUUCAGGCGGAAAGCCUGUGAGCCAAGCGUCCCGAGGCGCUCCAGCGUGUCACUUCCAGCGAGUAAAGCGCGCCGGCGCUCCAGCGUGGGCCUGCCGUCAGCCGUCCUGGCUCAGAGACGCAGGUCUAGCACUCAGCUCCAAACCAGCAACGUGCCACCGGGAGUCAUACAACACCGAAGAGGACACUUCACCAGGAGGAGGUCGAGCGGCGCAACGGCCUGCCUGACCCCACGGUUCACUAUCCGACGGAGACAGGCUGCCAAACACCGUAGCAUUCACGCCCAGCUCCUGGGCCCAUCGCUGCUCUUGGCUAGCGUGGUGCAAAUGAGUGAAGAUCACGAAACUGAGAAUAAGAGUGCAGAAGAGUACUCCUCUCUCUCGGAUAGUGACUGUAGCCAGGAGGAGCACAAGCAAGCAGUGAUGGACUUAGAGUCGGAGUCUGAUGAGUGUAUGACGUGGUUGGCUCAGGGUUUGAUGCCGGGUGAAAGUAUUCAGCCUCGCCCCCUCAUCCGUGCCCCACGUUGCCUGCGCCGAAACUCCUCACAUCUACUUCCAGCUGAGGCCGUUUACCGGAGCCCAGCCUCUUAUGGGCUUUACGGCCGUUACCGUAGGACCAGUCAGGCGCAGGGGCUGUUUAAUGUAGGUGGAUUGUGGCCAGGGAGACGAAAUUCUCUCGCAGCACGAGGAUCAGUCACACUGUACAGGACGAGCUCCCCUUGCUGGACAGAUCUCGGUCUUUCACACACACUGCAGGAAACUUACUACAACCCACAGAUUGACACAUGGAGUGCGUUCCUCUCGAAGGCCAUUUCCAAGUCCGGUCUCCAGCACCUCUCAUGCCAGCCCAGUGCUGCACUGUUGGCCAAGGGGGAAACGGACCGAGAAAUCCGCAGCACAGUGGACUGGAGUGAAUCAGCUCUGUACGGAGAGCACAUCUGGUUCGAGACAAAUGUCUCUGGGGACUUCUGUUACGUAGGAGAACAACACUGUUACGCCAAAUCCCUGCAAAAGUCUGUUGCUCGGAAAAAGUGUGCUGCUUGCAAGAUCGUAGUUCACUCCAUCUGCAUUGAACAGCUGGAAAAGUUAUUGGACUGGAAAACUCCGCCUAAAGGGGAGGGGCUUGAUGAGGUGCCCCUCAAAGACCCAUCAUUCAGAAUAAACUUCAGAUGUAAACCAUCUUUCAGGGAGUCCGGUUCACGGAACAUCCGGGAACCAGCAAUAGUGCGACACCACUGGGUCCAUCGAAGAAGGCAAGAGGGCAAAUGCAAACAGUGUGGGAAAGGGUUUCAGCAGAAAUUUGCCUUUCACAGUAAAGAGAUUGUAGCCAUUAGCUGCUCCUGGUGCAAACAAGCAUAUCAUAAUAAAGUGACAUGCUUUAUGCUGCAGCAGAUAGAAGAACCGUGUUCAUUAGGAGCACAUGCUGCUGUUAUAGUACCUCCUACCUGGAUCAUACGGGUUCGCCGACCUCAGUCCUCAUUAAAGUCAAGCAAAAAGAAGAAACGAACCUCUUUCAAACGCAAAUCCAGCAAAAAAGGAGCAGAGCAGGAGGCUCGAUGGAAGCCCUUCAUUGUGAGACCUAUUCCCUCUCAACUCAUGAAGCCCCUGCUGGUGUUUGUAAACCCGAAGAGCGGAGGAAACCAGGGAGCUAAAAUCAUCCAGUCCUUUCUGUGGUAUCUGAACCCUCGGCAGGUUUUUGAUCUCAGUCAGGGGGGUCCUCAGGAAGGCUUGGAGAUGUAUCGCAAAGUUCACAACUUGAGAAUUUUGGCCUGUGGUGGGGAUGGCACGGUGGGCUGGAUUUUGUCUGCUCUUGAUCAGCUGCAGCUAAACCCUUCUCCUGCUGUGGCAGUACUUCCUUUGGGCACGGGAAAUGACCUCGCUAGGACGUUAAACUGGGGUGGGGGUUACACAGAUGAACCUCUGAGUAAAAUCCUAUCUCACGUUGAGGAUGGGAAUAUUGUUCAGCUGGAUCGAUGGAAUCUGAUUGUGAAGCCCAACCCAGAGGCGGGGCCAGAGGAAAGAGACGAGCAGGUGACAGACAAGCUCCCUUUGGACGUCUUCAAUAAUUACUUCAGCCUUGGGUUUGAUGCUCAUGUGACUUUAGAGUUCCAUGAAUCCCGAGAGGCCAACCCUGAGAAAUUUAACAGCCGAUUCAGAAACAAAAUGUUCUAUGCAGGGACAGCGUUUUCUGAUUUUUUGAUGGGCAGCUCAAAAGACCUGGCUAAACACAUUAGAGUGGUGUGUGACGGCACAGAUUUGACCUCUAAAGUGCAGGAUUUGAAGCUGCAAUGCCUGGUCUUCCUCAAUAUCCCCAGGUACUGUGCGGGCACUAUGCCGUGGGGCAAUCCAGGUGAGCAUCAUGACUUUGAGCCUCAGCGUCAUGAUGACGGCUGCAUUGAGGUCAUUGGAUUCACGAUGACAUCACUGGCCACGCUGCAGGUCGGAGGUCACGGUGAGAGGUUAAAUCAGUGUCGUGAAGUCACCCUCACCACCUUUAAGUCAAUCCCCAUGCAGGUCGAUGGCGAGCCUUGCAAACUAGCUCCAUCUGUUAUUCACAUCUCUUUGAGAAACCAGGCCAACAUGGUGCAGAAAACCAAGAGACGCUCGUCAAUACCACUGCUCAAUGACAGUCAGCAGCCAUUUCCAGAACGAUUACGGAUCAGAGUGAGCCGUAUCAGCAUGCAUGAUUACGAAGCUCUGCACUACGAUAAGGAGAAGCUCAAAGAAGCUUCAAUUCCACUGGGUCUCAUCGUUGUCCCGGGAGACAGUGAUUUGGAAACCUGCCGAGCUCACAUCGAGAGACUACAGGAGGACUUUGUGUCGUGUCACCCAUCUCUGCAGCGGCUGGUGCUCCAGGAAGGUGACGAGACCAAAUCAAAGGCUUUGUCGUCUCAGAGGCUGUCGCCAAAAUGGUGCUUUCUCGACUCUACGACAGCGGAUCGAUUCUACAGGAUCGAUCGAGCUCAAGAGCAUCUUAACUACGUGACUGAAAUUUCUCAGGAUGAGCUGUUCGUUUUGGACCCAGAGCUAGUUGUCACCGAGACGGUCAGCACAUCGCCAGGCAUGCCAGACCUGGUGAACUCCUCUAGUGAUGCCCCUUCUGAUCCAUGUAAAUUUGCCUUCCCAUCAUCCUCUUCUUCUCCACCAAACUCACCCGGACCCAGGGUUGCAGAGCUCCAAAGGAAGCGUGUUUCCAGUGACAGUUCUGUGGCAGAAGCUCUUGCACACAGUGACUCGCUCCGAUCAGCCAAACCAGCUCUCAGCAGGGUGGGGGGUAUUCAUCGCUCAAAUACGACAGCAGCAGAUUUCAAACCUACCAGCAGGUUUGACAAGAGCAACCUGAACAAUGCAAACUCUGUGUCAGCAGACGAUCUAAUUGAAUGUGUGAAGAAGAAGGACCACCAGAAGUUGAAGGAGCUGCACAAGAGCGGGGCUGACCUGUGUGUGCAGGACCCGGUGGGCCGCACCCUGCUGCACUAUGCUGUGGAAGUGGGCAGCAAAGAGAUCGUCAGAUACAUCAUUGAUAAUGCACCCACUGAUAUCCUGGAUGUAACAGAGAGAGAAAAUGGAGAGACAGUAUUGCACAAAGCGGCCUCGUUGUGUCAGAGGACAAUCUGUCAUUACCUCGUGGAGGCGGGAGCAUCUCUCAUGAAGACAGACUUACAGGGGGACACUCCAAAGCAUCGUGCUGAGAAGGCGAAAGAUGCAGAACUUGCGGCGUAUCUCGAGAACCGCCAGCACUACCAAAUGAUCCAGCGUGAGGACCAGGAGACUGCUGUUUGACUUUAACCUCUCAACCCUCACCUCAACCGGUGCCCUCCUUUUUGUGCCAAAACAACAGUUACCAAAAAUGUAUCGCUAAACCUGUCUUAGGCUCUCUGGACCGCAGCGGGGGUGAUACAUUCCCAGAGAGGGAAGAUGGUUGCACACUGUACUGUCUCUGAAGAGGUCCCAAGCUUUCAUCAUCUUUCUCUGAAUGACCUGUUGGACUUAAUGUCUUUCAUUUCAUCGCACUGCCAAAACAUCUUAAGAGUUUGUAUUUAUGAGACAGAAUCCAUAUGUUAAUGCACUCAUCAAGCUUGCUUUUCUAGUUUGACAAUGCUGAAUGUUAAACGAAUACAAUGAGGAUUUAAAGAUGCAUGGGCUGGUGUCUGUCUCCAGAUUCAUCCCUGUCUGUAAAAGUAUCUGGAGCAUUCACCAUAGCCCUGACUCCACAACUAGGUUCAGUAUUGCUCUGUCAUGGCUGAGCAAUAAUCUGGUUGGUCGUACAGCGCAUUAACCAGAACCAACAUUUCAGUUAGCUGACUUAUUUCCUAAAGACAGUAGAGCCAUUAAAUGACAUGUUGUUAAUGUACAGUAUAAUGUAACUUUUUAGACUGCCCUGCACUGAAAGAGUUCAGGUUGGUUCAAAGAUCGGAAUGUUCUCUGGGUUCUUGAUCUCAAGUAUCAGAACUAUUUAGAUGUUUUUCAGGUGUGUCAUGGGAAGGAUUUUGCAUUUUCAUAGAUUUCUGUGCUGUUUCUAGUAGCUUCUGUUUAAGAGGCAUUUGCACUGUAGCUUUGAUUGCCUUCUUUAUUCUAUACUCUGGAUUUAUAAUUGUUGUACUCAAAUACGGCUUCUUUCCUACAAUAUUUUUAAGUAAAUAGAUGUUUAUAUAAUUUGUAGCUCUAAAAGAUGUGUGGUCAUGUUUGUAUUAUAAAACUUUAGAUUUUGGUUUAUUGGAGUUGAGAAUAGAUCUCUUUGUGAUUCAGCUCAUUUUUCUUAAAUCUUUGUGAUAAAACAACGCACUCUGUAAGUUUAUCGUUUUGUUCCAUAUUUUUUUUUUUGUGCUGAUGUCUUUUAGACAUUUAGACGAGAUUUAAGGAUGCUUAUAUUUAUUUUCCUAAAUCAUUAUAUAUUGAAAUUCAUUUGGCAUUGAAAGCGUACAUAUUUAAUAAUAUAAGUAAUUUAUGACUUAUUUACAUUAUAGGAUGAAACUCUUCUCUGUCCACAGAGAGUUACUACUUCAUCAAUGAUAUGACCCACUUAUUUCAAAGUUCUUUACAAUGUAAUUCUACAGUAUGUAUGCGUAUUCAUAUUGUAAAUAAGUAACACUGUGUUUGGGUUAACACACUAGCAUCUUUAGUGCUAUUCAUUUGCUGUUGGAAAUGCAUUUUCAGCACUCUCAGUUAUGUUCUUUCAAAAACCAUCUAUCCAUCCAUCUCACCCUUUUACCCAGACAGCUGUUUGACAGGAGCCUUGAUGAACGAGAUUAUAUGAAUGACAUCAUAUGCCAUAAACACUGAACUCACUGAACUCUUUCAAUAAACAUGUGAUAUGUCUUAAUGAUCGGAUUACUUAAAAUUCUUAAGACUAUUUUUUUUUUUUAAAGGUCAGAGAUACCCCCCUUAGACCUUUUUAGUAUGAAAAAUUGGGUUUGCUCCUGUAGCUCAAUUGGUAGAGCACUGCAUUUUCAUAGCCUGAAUGCUCUUUAAGUCACUUUGGAUAAAAGCGUCUGCUAAAUGAAUAAAUUAAUUUUUUUAAUUUGAUUUAAAUUUUGGCAAUGGAAAUUGUUUCUAUUUUCAUCCUUUCAUCCCAUUCUUUUCAUGUUCCAUCUGAGAAGUGUAAAGGCUGAUAUAUAUAGGACACAAAUACAUUUUUACAAUCAAAAAGCAGUUUCAUAUAGUUUAGACCCGUGGUUCCCAACAAUGACCCGAAUCAGAUGUGUUUGAUUAAGGAGACAUGCAGAACAUGCAGUGUUGGGGUGCCUCCAGGGUCAGGGUUGGGAACCACUGCUUUAGACAUACAUCGCAUCACAAAUGCAUUCUGGGAGAAACCAAAGCUAGCAGAUGGGCUGACACUGUAAAUGGUCUUCAAGCCAACAGAGCUUUUUACUUAAUCAUGCCAACUUCAUUCCUUUACUGAGGAAUUUUGAUCGUUUAAUUUUACUGUUUGAGAUAAACAGCCUACAGAAAACCUCUCGCACUCAGUGAUUGCAGGGAUUAAGAGACAAUUUUGUGAGUUUCUUCAUAAUGAUCAUAAUCCUAAAACUUGAGUUUGUCAGACUAAUAGGCAGAACAGAUGGCAUAGAUUUGCCACAAAUGUUUCAACUCAUUCAUCAACACUUGGAGCGUGUUUUUAAAGCUUGAAUCUUUGAAAGCAGUUGUACUGAGUUUGUUACGUUUUAAUUUAAAAUAUGUUAGAACCUUGCUACAAUGCUCUUCUAGACGUUUUACACUUUUUUUCUGUAAAAUGUGUAAUCGAUUUGGACUUGUAUUUCCAUAGAAAUACAACAACCUUAAAUUACUUAUGUCAUUUUCAGAUAUGAGUGUGUCCACAAUUCCAUACCUGAUCACAAGCAAUAUGAAUCUUUGACUGGCAUGAUAAUGUUCUACUGCAUGAAUUUUAAUGGCCAGUUUUUAAGUGCUGAAGACUGCAUUUAGCAUAUCAUUUCUAUAUCUCUAAGGGCAAGUGAGGUCUAUGCCCUGCAUUGACCCUGCACUGUUACUUUUAAUUUAGUCUAGUUUUAAGAUUUUAUAACCCAGGCUUUAAUGAUAUGGUUAUUUUGUUUUGGUGUUGAUCCAUUUACUCUGUGGCUCAUUCAGAAGAGAUUGUUAGUGAUGCUGGCAGCAUCAUAUUACCCUUCAGUCUCCUCUGCUAUGAUUUUUUCUCGUCCAAACAUCAGAUCAUGUACAGUGCUUCAUUAUAAAUAAUUCAUACAUGUUGUCUCAAGCAGCUAUUUACAGCUAGACCUUUCAUUAUCUUAUUAAAACCAAGUUUUAAAUACACGGCUUAUUUCAGCCUCUCUUAUCGUCAGCAAUACACUGCAAGCACUAGUUUUGCCAUUAUUUACUUUUCCUCUAAUAUCCUAUUUUUCUUCAUAUAGUGGAGACACUAUUGAAGUAUAUUCCAUUUUCAGUACUUCAUCACCAACAUUAUCAAUGCACACUCCAUUUUUAUGGCAUACUUAAGAGAUGAGAUUUUCCAAGAAAUCUCACAUUUUUUUAUUCUUAUAUGGAAAUCUUACUUUAACUUUCAAAGGGCAAAGCAAUGUAAUGUAUGUACUUUGAAUUUCUGAAUGUGUUUUGUUGCUGUGUAUUUUCUUGCUCAAUGAAACUCUUUAGCCUUUAGCCAUCAUUGAGAUGCAUGAAAGCAGUAAGACGAUGAAGAACUGCCUCUUUCAUUGAUUUACAGGGAAAGCGAUCUGACAUUUAUACUUAUUUUGUGUCUAGUUUGAGGUUUGAUGAGGAGAAACCAGAAAGUAUGGGUUUCAGUGCAAUAUAUUGGGUUUAAAGACAUGUUUUAUGAAUAUUUUGUUCUGUAAUGCAGUUAAUAUUUAUCUCUUCAGUGAACUUAUCUGUUGCUGUCUGUUUAAUAAAAUAAUAAAGCCUCCUGAAUAUUUCAUACUGAA